UUCUAUCUGUGACCGAAUCAAGAAAACCACGUGAUAGAAACGGUUUAGUGGCAUUGUCGGUGCAUACGUAAUUAAGUGCGGUGACAAGGGCAAAUACAAGUGUUGAGCGCCAUGGUCACCACACAUAUCCUAGUUCUGAUGUUAUCUGUGACGUCAGGAUUCAGCUACACUUGCGAGAAGACAGCACGAGUAUGUGAAACGUCACUGGUUAUUGAACAUUACUUAACAAUGACUAGUCCAGGAAACCGAGCAGUAUAUCCCAAACAGGGUAAACUAUACAACUACAAAGUAACCAAUUCUUCUCAGGCUCAACAGGUGCCCGUCAACGAGAUCGUAACGGCAGACGGAUGGGAAUCAAAAAGACUAAUAGUUGUAGCGAAUCGAACACUCCCAGGCCCUGACAUCAUUGUAUACGAAGGACAAACUGUUGUGAUACACGUAAAGAAUCAUUUACACUCAGACUCCGUCACGGUUCACUGGCACGGUUUACACCAAGCAGGUACCCCUUUUAUGGAUGGAGUCCCAUUUGUGUCCCAAUGUCCCAUUGAAUCAGGGCAAUCAUUUACAUAUAAGUUUAAGGCUUAUCCACCGGGUACGUUUUGGUAUCACUCCCAUGCAGGAUCUCAGCGUAUCGAAGGUUUGUUGGGUGCGUUUGUUAUCCGUAAAAAUGAGCCUAAUCCUCUUCCAGAGCACAUCAUGCAAAUUCAAGAAUGGAAUCAUGACUGGGAUGCUGACUUGGGAUAUCAGUUAAUGACCUACGGAAUCAUAGAAAACAGAACCAAAUUUCAACCCUCGGAAUCCCUUGACGGUAGUUUCUUCAGUCUUUUUAAGGCACAUGCAGGGCUGAUCAAUGGUAGAGGACGAUACUAUACAAAUUUGAAAGAGGGAAUUCACAACGAGGCUCCACUAAAAGUUUUUCAGGUGACAUAUGGUACCACUUAUCGAUUUCGUGUGAUCGGUGUAGGGGCUCUUUAUCCAUUCAUAAUUUCUGUUGAUGACCAUAUCAUGACAAUCAUAGAGUCGGAUGGAUAUCCUGUGGAACCCACCAUGGUUGACUUUUUCGUUAUUAACCCUGGCGAGCGAUAUGAUUUUACAAUCCUAGCAAACCAGUCGGUUGGAAAUUAUUGGAUUCGAGGGAAAACGUUGGAGGUUACUCGAACAACAGUCGCUGAAGCUAUUUUAAGAUAUCACGGAGCGCCCGAGGAAGAUCCCACGACAACUCCAAAACAAUGCACAUCAGAAAAGAAAUGCAUUGUCUUAAAUUGUCCUUUUACCUAUUUUCCUGAAAACGAACACAUGGAAUGUGUUCGAUUCGAUCAGCUUCGUGCAGCAGCGUUGGACGAUCCAGCUCCUCCAGCUAUUGAAGGAAAAUUUCAGGAAUAUUUUUUGAAUUUUGCUUUUCCGGGCACUGAUACCUUUCCUGGAUCUGUCAAUGGCAAGUCAUUAAAAUUACCCACCGUGUCUGGUCUAACACAGCCACAAGAAAUUAAAUCUCAAUGUGAACAGGCGGGAUGUGGGGAACAGACAUUAUGUAAGUGUACCCAUUCCAUUAGUCUGCGUCAUGGCGACACAAUUCAGAUGGUGUUCUUAAACAUGGGUGUCGGCUUUGGAUGGGCACAUCCAGUACAUAUGCACGGACAUUCUUUCUAUGUUUUGAAAAUGGGGUAUCCGACAUAUAAUGAAACUACUGGUAAAAUUAUAUCACAAAAUGUAGACGUUGAUUGCAGAGGUGGUGUGCCUCAACAGAAAAGUUUCUGUAACGAUGCCACCUGGAGCAAUCGAUCUUGGCUGAACGGAAACGUGCCUGGCUUAGAGCUUCAGAACCCACCUCGUAAGGAUACAGUUAUCGUCCCUAGCGGAGGUUAUGUUGUGGUGAGAAUCAAGGCUGAUAACCCUGGAUUGUGGAUAAUGCACUGCCAUAUUGAACUUCACUCUUCUGAUGGGAUGGCUAUGCUUCUUAACGAAUCUUUUCCACGUCUCCCCGAAAGUCCUUCAAAUUUUCCAACUUGCGGAAAUUUUGAUUUAUCCGAUACCCUGGAAAUUGAUAAGAAUGGCAUUUCUAAUCCAGAGAUGCAAGAAGAUACAAUCCCUAUGGAUAGGUUCUACGUAGUUGUUGGCAUUCUGGCGGGAAUUGUUCUCUUGCAGUUUCUGGUUAUUAUAAGCAUGCGCAUCUCAUCUAAAAGGAAUGAAUCCGGAGAUGGAGACAAAGAACAACAUUCAAAUGGCGCCACAAAUUCUGCUUUUAGUUAAGAGA
This is a messenger RNA of Ostrea edulis (European flat oyster), 2254 nucleotides long. RefSeq lists its product as uncharacterized. Bases 112 to 2250 code for a protein of 712 amino acids. Gene Ontology annotation, molecular function: copper ion binding; oxidoreductase activity. The record is from RefSeq and is a predicted model, not a curated record. NCBI's taxonomy places the organism in Eukaryota, Metazoa, Mollusca, Bivalvia, Ostreida, Ostreidae. Gene Ontology annotation, cellular component: plasma membrane. The transcript is spliced from 3 exons. Gene Ontology annotation, biological process: iron ion transport.